AUGUCGUCGGACUUUUGGGCCGGCUAUAUUAGCGGCGCUAUUGGUAUAAUUAUCGGAAAUCCGCUCGAUCUCCUCAAAGUUCGAUUACAAGCCAGCCGUGCUACAGAUGGCGUUGUGUCCCCUCGGCAAUUAGGCCAAUUCGAGACCGCCAGUUCUCUUGUGCGAGGCGCUGCAGCUCCAAUUCUGGGAUAUGGGGCUCUCAAUGCCCUACUUUUUGUGGCCUAUAACCGGUCUUUGAUGAUCUUGGAUCCCUCUAUUACUGAUCCGACAAACCCUUCAAAUUGCGCCCUUUACAAGCUAUGGCUUGCUGGAGCUGUAGGCGGAGUCGCCAGCUGGACUGUGUCGUCUCCGACUGAAUUCAUCAAAUGUAGGGCUCAGCUUGACGCACGCCCGGGGGUCUCAUCCUGGACUAUCGCAAAGGACAUCAUUCGAAACCAUGGAUGGAGGGGCCUAUAUUACGCAGGCGGUAUUACCUGUGCAAGGGACUCCAUAGGUUAUGGAUUUUAUUUCUGGUCCUACGAAUAUUGCAAGCGCUUGAUGUCGUCUGGGGACGAUGAAAGCUCGAAUUACCUAGCCAUGAAGGUGCUUCUCUGCGGCGGUAUUGCGGGAAUUGUCACCUGGGCUUCUGUCUUUCCUCUAGAUGUAAUCAAAACACGACUCCAGGCGAGUACAAUUGAGCCUCAUGUUGAGGACCGCCCAUUGUUGCAAUCUCAACGCAACCGCCGCACCCUGAACGCCUACCAGCUUACCAGGGAGGUGUACACGACAGAAGGGGUUAAGGCUUUCUAUAGGGGCCUAGGGGUUUGCAGUUUAAGGGCUUUCAUUGUAAAUGCUGCUCAGUGGGCAACAUACGAGUGGCUCAUGAAGUAUUUCCAGAGUCCUGCGUGGAGUAAGACAUUCGAUCAUCUGCCAUAG
Molecule: messenger RNA, 915 nt
Organism: Aspergillus ochraceoroseus IBT 24754
Lineage: Eukaryota; Fungi; Ascomycota; Eurotiomycetes; Eurotiales; Aspergillaceae
Product: putative mitochondrial carrier protein
Exons: 4
Coding region: 1-915 (304 amino acids)
Biological process (GO): transmembrane transport
Molecular function (GO): transmembrane transporter activity
Source: RefSeq, a predicted model, not a curated record